Messenger RNA from Lobosporangium transversale, 3234 nucleotides. RefSeq lists its product as hypothetical. The record is from RefSeq and is a predicted model, not a curated record. Gene Ontology annotation, molecular function: cysteine-type deubiquitinase activity. NCBI's taxonomy places the organism in Eukaryota, Fungi, Mortierellomycota, Mortierellomycetes, Mortierellales, Mortierellaceae. The transcript is spliced from 4 exons. The coding region runs from base 98 to 3142 and encodes 1014 amino acids. Gene Ontology annotation, biological process: protein deubiquitination.
GGAGCUCGUCAGAGGCUGUGCCAUUGCAUUGGAGGUAGGGGUCAAUGGCUCCUUUCCCGUUCCAUAUGCUGCUUCUGAGCAGGGAUUCAGCCUCAACAUGCCCAUGUCAUUUCCCCGUAGCUUACAAGGCGCGCGCGGCUUUGCUUCAUCAGAAGCGCCUGUCGAUGGCAUCUGUGGACUAUCUAAUCUCGGCAACACUUGCUUCAUGAACUCCGCUCUACAAUGUCUCAGUAACACUCCAGAUCUAACACGGUACAUUUUGGCAGGAGCAUGGCGUGAUGAGCUUAAUAGGGACAACCCAUUAGGAAUGGGCGGUGAAGUUGCUCGUGCAUACGCCAAUCUCAUCGACAAGCUUUGGAAGGGGACCAACAAAGUUUUUUCACCCAGAGAAUUCAAGUCAACAAUCGGAAGAUUCGCGCCCUCAUUUACAGGAUAUCACCAACAUGAUUCACAAGAACUUUUGGCGUUCCUCUUGGAUGGCUUACAUGAAGAUCUAAAUCGCAUCAUCAAAAAACCUUAUACCGAGGUUCCUGACUUUUCGGGCCGACCCGAUGAGGAAGUUGCUGCAGACUGUUGGAAGCUUCACAAAGCUCGCAAUGAUUCCAUCAUUGUAGAUCUCUUUCAGGGACAAUACAAGUCGACAUUAGUCUGCCCAGAAUGUCACAAGAUCUCAGUCACAUUUGAUCCUUUUAUGUAUCUUAGUCUGCCUUUACCCAUCAGCAAAAAGUGGGUUGGCACCGUUACCUAUGUUCCUUAUGAUCCUAAGCAACCUAUUGUAGACAUCCGUCUGCAACUGCCCAAAGGCUCGACUCAGAGGGUCCUGAAGGAGAGGGUUGCAGAACUCAUGAAUACCCAAGCAAGUCAUCUUUAUUCGGCCGAGGUCUUCGCCAAUCGAUUUUACAAGACGCAUGAGAAUGGAGACGUCGUAGAUGAAUUGAGCGACACUGAUAAAACAUUUUUAUAUGAGCUUCCCGUGCCUGACUUUACAAAUGCUCAGGAUCAUGUCGUAUUCCCUGUACUCAGUAUGAUGGAACCUACGUCCUCAUUCGGUCGGAUCAGCACCUUCGGCCAUCCCAUGAUGGUCUGUGUAACCAAAGAGGAAGCUUUAGAUCCUGAUGCAGUAUAUAAAGCUAUUUUGAAGCAAUAUUCCCGAUAUACAACAAUGGAUUUAUACGAGGACGAUACUGCCGAAUCAGGAGAAAGAACGAAAACUGAUGAGCAAAGUGCUGAUGUUGAUAUGACAACUCCCGACGAUACUAAAGAAGAGAGGAUGGCAAAGAGUGGCCUAUUCCGCUUGUUGGCGUUCCCGCCGCCGCCUUCACAGCCUUCAAGAUAUCAGUAUCGCCCAAUGACCAAGCCGACAAUGUAUGCCCCCUCGGUUCCUCCAUCCAUGAAUGACAUGAUUGACAUGUACCAAAGAGUGCUUUCAAAGGAGUCUGGGACCUCAAAGGAAAUGGACAUUUUCAAGAGUCGACAUGGCCAGUCUUGGGGCGACGACAAUGAAGAUGACAGUAUGAACAGAAUUGGUCGUCUCGGCUCACCCUCUGGGCUGUCAAACUCUUCACGCUCUUCUAGUCGUCCUCGAGUACCGCAACCUGAUCAGGACGAACUCUCUGAAGAUGAGGGCGAACAAUCCAUACUGCAGAGUAGGCGUCCUAACUUUGCUACCGCCUCUCCUUCGAUUCCAGUAUGUGAGCCCGAACCAGCAGUUCGGAAAGGAGAGAUGGUUUAUUGCGUCUGGGCUCGACCAUAUGAGUCGUCUAUUUACGCUCCUGAACGGAGGUACCGUAGCUACCGCAGUAUGGAGGAAGAGGAAACACAAGAGUCGGGAGUGCGUGUUCUUUGGGAACAACGUGGUCCUCCUGUGGUCGAUCCUGUACUCCAGGAAGAGAUCGCUGCUAACAAGAAGGGUAGGAAGGUCAUUACUCUCGAAGACUGCUUGAACGAAUACACUAAAGAGGAGCAACUGGGUCAAGAAGAUCUAUGGUAUUGUCCCAAUUGUAAAAAGCACCAACAGGCAACGAAGAAAUUAGAUAUUUGGCGAUUUCCAGAUAUCUUGGUAGUUCACCUGAAACGGUUCAGUCAUACGCGUGCAUGGCGUGACAAGAUUGAUGCCAUGGUUGACUUUCCCAUCGAAGGUUUAGACUUGAGCACUAAAACGCUAAAAGAAAAUAAUCGCGAGGACAAUAUUUACGAUCUAUUUGGUGUAUCGAACCAUAUGGGCGGACUUGGUGGUGGUCAUUAUACUGCCUAUGCGAAAAAUGAGAAACUUAAUCAAUGGUACAGCUUUGAUGACUCUCAUGUCAGCCCUGUGAACAAAGAAGCAAUCAAGACCUCCAGCGCCUAUUUGCUGUUUUACCGUCGCAGAAGCGCAGUUCUUCCUGAGUAUGAGCAACGACCAGCUUCACCUGUUGCAGAGCCAAGCGUCCAAUCGAUAUCAGCCACUCCAUACUAUAACUAUAGUGUAUAUUCAGGGCCUUCUGACGCUCCCAGCAGCAGUCUUUGGCGGAGUGAGUUGGAAGAAGGACAAUAUGGGCCUUGGGGAAAACCACCAUCUGAAACUUAUGAUGAAUAUGGGCCUAUGCCUCCUGCCUUCUUUGAUGACACAGAUCUCCCAGAGUACAACUCAACCAUCGGAGCAUCUGGCAUGGCAAGCCCCCCUUCUCCAUUCUCAGAAGGGUUGACAUUUGUUUCAGAUAAGAGAAAUGGAAAAUCACGUUCACGGAAUGACGAUAAUGAUGCAGAUGAUGAAGACUCGACGAUGGCAGUCAGCUAUCUAGAUGAUCCCACUGCACAUUCGCCCGACUUGUCGACUUGCGCUAGUGACGGCUCCAAUCCAGGCACAGCGACCGUGUCACCAGGCUUCUCGCCUCUUGCCCAUGCUACUACAAUUGGAGAAUACCCACCUCGGAUGCAAUUACCGCCACAUAUCACUCUGGAGGACGGCCGGAUUGAUGAUUCUGAUGAAGGAGCAGAACUGCCGAUGAGACUAUAUGAAAAUAUUGGGACUGUAGGAGCCAGUAUUCCGACUCCAAGUUCUACAACUAUUGAAGGCACAGAAGAGGCUGCGGGUGAGGAGGAGGAAAGCGAGCAAGACGGCGUGCAGAUGGUAGAGUGGCGGAAGGGCUCUUCUGACCAUUAGAUAGGGAAUCAUUUAAGACAGCGUAGAGAAAAAUUGGACAACUGCAAAAUAGACCUUGACCAAGCUAUUUCAUAUUGUAUGCAUAAACAAGC